CGAUGGUUGUCUCCCCCGACUUAUACCAGCGGUCCAGAGAUGCCAGUAGACGUAAAGGAUGGGGUGUCGGUCGUCCUCCCGGAAGAUGGGGCGUGGACGGAGCUUGAACCAGCAUAUCAAACCGUAAUGCUAGAAGGGGAGGACGCGUUCCUAUGGAUAGAGACGGUAUGGGCUAAUGUUAGCUUGACAAGGUUGUCGCCAAGUUUAAUGGAUUUGGAGUUCCGGGGAACAGUGGAAGCUCGGGGGUGGGUCUACUUAUCGCAAGAUGGGGAGAAUGCUAUGGUCGUAGAGUUGGUACUCGGGAAUACGCCAGACGAGCUGUUUAGGAAGGCUGAAGCGGAAGUUGUGUGUGUCGCGUGUCAGCGAAGGGAGAUGGAAAUGGAAAGGGUAGAUGUGCGGGUGGAACUUGGGGAUAGAGGAAGCAUGAGGCGACCCGUCAGAACCAUGCGAUGCGUGUUGCCUCCCUUCCUAGUGGAUGCGGUGUUUGGAACCCGGAGCAGACUGGACUUGGGGGAAAAGCUAAAAGAGGCGCCGGGAAAGAUUCAAGGGAAGAGAACCCUGAUGGUGGAAAUGGAGAUAGGGAUGGAGAUGAUAAUGGAGAUGGGAAAUGGGAAUGGGGGUAGAGGUGGAAGGAUAUCUGAUGAGGAGAAUCUUCUUCCUAUUGAUGCAGCCAUGUCGAUGAGCAAGUGCACAACCCCAGCAUUCACCCUGUUAAGGAAGCACAAGCGGAGGUGCAUAAAGAGUAAAUCUCAUAGUGGAGAUGGAAAGACGGACUGGAAACAUAUGGCGCAGUCACUGUCGGAAUUUUCCAUGGGCAAACAAGGCUCUUCUCGACUCGUCAUCAUCCCCAAAGAAAAGGUGGAGAGUGCAAGAAUUAAGCAUAUAGUAAAAACCCAUCAUGCUGAAGGGGGGAAGACGUGGAGGUGAAAUAGCAUAUCGUCAAAAACUACCAUGCUGAAGGUGGAAAGACGUGGAGGUGAAAUUCCACACUUGUUCAAACCAGCCACGUGAG
Chara braunii is the source of this 1012-nucleotide messenger RNA. NCBI's taxonomy places the organism in Eukaryota, Viridiplantae, Streptophyta, Charophyceae, Charales, Characeae. The record is from the annotation of a GenBank genome assembly.